Messenger RNA from Lolium perenne, 387 nucleotides. RefSeq lists its product as uncharacterized. The record is from RefSeq and is a predicted model, not a curated record. Lineage: Eukaryota; Viridiplantae; Streptophyta; Magnoliopsida; Poales; Poaceae.
AUGGCGAACGCUGCCAUCCUUCUCAUCACCGUGCUGGCCACCGCCACCGUCGUCAGCGCAAGCCCAGCGACUCCGGCAAAGAGGAGCCGUUUCCUGCUCGUUGGUGGCACUGUCCACCCUCCUCUUCCAACUUACGACUGCUCCAAGAAGUCAGCCGAAGCAUGCCUCGUGCCGGGGAGCGCCGGGACGACGUGCUGCGGCGGCCAGUGCGUGGACACCGUCGCCAGCGCCGAGCACUGCGGCGGCUGCAACAAGGCGUGCAAGCACGGCCGGACAUGCUGUGGCGGCCACUGCGUGGAUCAGCUUUCCGACAAGAAGAACUGCGGCAGCUGCUCCAACCAGUGCUACAAGAAGUGCAACAAUGGCUUCUGCGACUACGCGGAAUAA